Blepharisma stoltei is the source of this 951-nucleotide messenger RNA. The record is from the annotation of a GenBank genome assembly. Lineage: Eukaryota; Ciliophora; Heterotrichea; Heterotrichida; Blepharismidae.
AUGAAAUUUAUAGUGCUAUUGUUUUUUACUGAGGCAUUUGCUCAAGAAAAAGUAGAAGGAGUUUCAGAUUUACACUCCCUUAAUUACAGAAAAACUUCAGAAAUAAUAAAAGAAAAUUAUAAAUUAAAAAGCUGGUAUAGUCAUUCUAAUUAUGAUAAAUAUAAAAUAAAUAAAUCAGUUAUAAUUGAUUUUGAAUAAAAGAGUUAGACUACUUUAUUAUGGGGUUUUAUAACGGACUUCAAGAAAAUCCUUAUAGCCCUUCUAAUUGUAUCAAAAGUAUCCCUGCAAUUACAAGCGCAUAUGAUACCUUUUCAACUGCAUAUUCAACUGGAGAAUCAUUUAGUGUCCAGCUGCAUGCAUUCAAAGGGGUGUCAAAUGCAUUUACCUCAACAAUUUCUAUUUGCAAUUUUAAUGCUCUUAUUACAGAUAUCGCUGGAACCUUUCAAAUUUCAACCUUAAAAGAACUGGGAAUAGCUGUGCUGACAAAUGUUUAUUUAUAUGGAUAUUUGAUUAGACAAAUCAUAAUUGCUUAUUUGAAUUUUAUGUAUUAUGAUCAAGGAUAUUAUGUUGGGAAGCUACUUUCAGCAUCGAUAUAAUAAAAUGGCAUCAUAUCGUCCCUUGUGCCUUUUGGGCACAAGUUACUAUCUAUACUGAUGGCAAGUUUUGUAUUUUCCCAAGUCUGGGAUGCAAAGCUUGCCCAGUAUACUUGUGUCCAAAAGGGCACGAGGGAUGAUAAAUUAGUUGAAGUGAAGGAAGAAUGUGAAAGAAAAGAAUUUACCUGCCAAGGCGAUAAUCAUUAAAUAAAGCAAUUUUCAACAUCUUACAGCUUUUAUCUUUUAAAAAUUACCACUUAAAUAUGCUUAUUUAAUUAUAAAACUAUAAAUUAUUUUCCUAUUAAAUUCUUGACACCAGCCAUUAGUCUUUUAUAAUAAUUAUUUUCAGAUAUUAUAA